AUGAAGAGGAAUGCUCCAAAUAUAUCAAAAGUAGCAUCAGAUUUGAUACAGGCAUAUUAAUAGUUAACAAACCAACCACAAGAAAUUAUCAUCUCUCCAAGAUAUGAAAAAACUGCUUUAUAUUUUCCACAAUCACGUAGAAAUAUUAAUAUAUGUAUUUUAUAGCAAUUGAAGAGGAAAUUGAAGAAGAAAAUUAAAUUGAUAGUCCUAGAAAAACUAUAACAGAGGAGGAUGAUGAUUACCUUAAAGAAAUAUCAGAACUUCGAAAAAUAGUAGAUUAGAGUAUAAAAUUUUAAUAAAACAGUGAGAAUGAAAUACAUGAACAUACCCUAAAAAUAUCAACAGUCGCCCUUAUAAACUAAGGAUUAAAAUAAAAUCAUUUAACCUUAACAUAAAAAGGCAAAGAAAUAAGUUGUCAUAACAUAAUAUUAAUCAGACUUUUUAAGACAAUAAUAUGGUAAAAUUAAGUGA
Molecule: messenger RNA, 471 nt
Organism: Paramecium pentaurelia
Lineage: Eukaryota; Ciliophora; Oligohymenophorea; Peniculida; Parameciidae
Source: the annotation of a GenBank genome assembly